Molecule: messenger RNA, 1638 nt
Organism: Penicillium crustosum
Lineage: Eukaryota; Fungi; Ascomycota; Eurotiomycetes; Eurotiales; Aspergillaceae
Exons: 4
Coding region: 1-1638 (545 amino acids)
Source: RefSeq, a predicted model, not a curated record
AUGGUGGCUCUCAAACAUUUCUUACAACUAGGCUGCAUGUUGGCUGUGGUGAGCGCCGACUGCACCAAGAAGCAACAGCCUGUGGUAGAUCUUGGCUAUGAAAUAUACCAAGCGACUGGAGCCAGCAAUAACUCGGACAGCUAUUAUAGCUUCUCCAAUAUCCGAUAUGCUGCUCCCCCGGUUGGCGAUCUUCGAUGGAAACAUCCUAUGCCUCCCCUGACCAACCGGUCGACCAUUCAAUCCAACUCGGAGUCAAUCAGCUGCACUCAAGCAACACCCACCUGGCAAUUGCGUACCUCACAGUACCUAAACGAUUACCUGAAGACAGGUAUUGUUCCCAAUGUCUCCUACAGCGACAUGUCCGCGAUCUCCGCCGGUGGAGUGGAGGACUGCCUGUUUUUGGAUGUCCAGGUGCCUCGCAAGAUAUUCGAUAGUCCCAAAAAGGAUAGAAAGCUCUCGCCUGUUUUGGUUUGGAUCCAUGAAGGCGGAGGUUUCACUACUGGGUCCAAGACCUCUUUUGGAUCAUCCAAAGGCUUAAUUGAACGCAGCCAAGCUGGUGGCUCGGAAGGCGUGGUAUACGUUGCUCUUAACUACCGACUGGGUGCGUUCGGCUUUCUAUCUGGGUCCUCAUUCGAAAAGCAAGACGGUGUACUCAAUGCUGGGCUUUACGAUCAACGACUUGCUUUGCAGUGGAUCCAGGACAAUAUCUAUCGGUUUGGAGGAGACAAGAACCAAGUGACCGUCUUUGGCGAAUCUGCAAGUGGCGGUUCCAUCAUGCAACACAUCGUCGCUCAUGGGGGAGCAGGGCCAUCCCUUUUCAACCGGGCCGUGCUGCAGUCUCCCGGUUUCUUCCCCUACAGGUCCUCCCAUAGCCAAGAGAAGACCUUUAAGGACUUCCUCGCCUUGACAAACGUUACCUCGCUGGCUGAAGCCCGUCAGCUACCUUCGGAUGUGCUGAUGUCGGCCAAUUCAAUCUCAGUCGGUGUCUCGCAGCCGUACGCUUCGGCUGUCUACGGACCUACGCCAGAUGGCGGCCUUGUUAGGGAAGACCCCAAGACGCUACUCCGCCGUGGAGAGUAUGACCGGUCCGUGGAUAUUGUGGUCUCGCACAACACAGAUGAGGGCCUAGUGCUUAUUCCAGCGGUGCAUACUAAUGAGGAAUACGAGAAGCUCUGCCAAGAGAUCUACCAUCGAUCAUAUCACUCAGACUCUCUAUCCUCCCGUGUUCGACGGAUCCAAGGGAUACACCAACAACUACGAGAGAGCGGCCUUGACGGGGGUGAUAUCAUCAUCGGAUGCAACGCGGUUGCAUUGAGUUCUGCAUUCAAAGAUUCUUCCCGUGCCUACGUCUUCGAUAUGUCGCCAGGUAUUCACGGACAGGACACCACAUAUACCUUUUACACUCCAAACCAGAAAGUUUCAUCUUUCGGCCUGAUUAACACUGGGGCCGUAAACCAGACUGUUGCAUUUGUCAUGCAGGACUACAUCCUCUCCUUUGCCAAGCAUGGCACCUUGAGCAGCUCCGUUGAUGGUCUGGGUUCGAUUCCAGCUUUCGGCUCGCAGGCAAAGGCCGUGCGUCUAACCAGCGACAAUAUCACAAUCUCUCAUGACCUGGCCAACCCACGAUGCCAAUGGUAA